This is a messenger RNA of Cladophialophora yegresii CBS 114405, 1149 nucleotides long. Its product is annotated as NADH-ubiquinone oxidoreductase 40 kDa subunit, mitochondrial. Lineage: Eukaryota; Fungi; Ascomycota; Eurotiomycetes; Chaetothyriales; Herpotrichiellaceae. Gene Ontology annotation, molecular function: protein-containing complex binding. The record is from RefSeq and is a predicted model, not a curated record. Gene Ontology annotation, cellular component: mitochondrion. Bases 1 to 1149 code for a protein of 382 amino acids. The transcript is spliced from 3 exons.
AUGCAGACCUGUCAAGCCACCCUCGCGCUCCGCACAGCUCGCAGCUCAGUCAAACCCAAACCCACCCCCCUCCAACGACGGAGCUACACAGUCCAAGACAUUGCCAUCACCCGCACGGGCAAGCCCAUUAUAAAACACCGCGGUGGCAGGUCCUCCCUGGGCGGCCACACAGUCACCGUCUUCGGUGCAUAUGGCUUCCUUGGUCGAUACAUAGUGCAACGGCUUGCCCGUCGAGGAUGUCAGGUUGUCGUGCCCUACCGAGAUGACAUGGCGAAGAGACACCUCAAACUCACAGGUGAUCUGGGAAGAGUGUCGUUCACGGAAUUUGACUUGAGAAAUACUCAGAGCAUCGAGGAGAGCGUGCGGCAUUCGGACAUUGUCUACAACCUGAUCGGGAAGAACUAUCCGACCAAGAAUUUCAGUCUCUGGGACGUCAACGUGGAGGGCACGGAGAGAAUAGCUGAGGCGGUGGCCAAAUAUGAUGUCGAUCGGUUUAUCCAGAUGUCGAGCUACAACGCGGAUGAGAACUCGCCUUCGGAGUUCUUCCGGACAAAGGCAUAUGGAGAGAAAGUCGCAAGACAGCUCUUCCCCGAAACCACCAUCGUCAGACCGGCGCCUGUCUUCGGCUUCGAAGACACCCUGCUGCACCGUCUGGCGGGCGUGACGAACCUCCUCACCGUCAACAAUAUGCAAGAACGCUUCAAUCCAGUUCACGCGAUUGACAUUGGCGUGGCUCUCGAGCGCAUCGGCUACGACGACACCACCGCGGGCGAGACAUUCGAACUCUACGGCCCGACAAACUACUCGAUGCGUGAGAUUGCCGAACUCGUUGACAAAGAAAUCCUCAAGGAACGCCGGCACAUCAACGUCCCCAAAGCCCUGCUCAAGCCCAUCUUAUACUACCUGAACAAGGUCAUCUGGUGGCCGAUCAUCACGGCCGACCAGCUGGAGCAAGAAUCCCUUGACCAGACGAUCGAGAAGGGAGCCAAGACAUUCAAGGACCUGGACAUGGAGCCUGCAGAUCUGAGGGAUCUAACGUACCAUUAUCUGCAGGACUAUCGGAGCAGUAGCCACUAUGACUUGCCCCCAGCCACGGCACGGGAGAAGCGGCAGGCAAAGAAGUUUUUGCACGUGAUUGACGAUCAAUAG